CAACUCACGACAACGCUCCGCCCGGUGACGACGACGAAGGUAUUUCCGCUCCACCCCAAACAGUCGGUCCCUUACGGUCAUACUGAUUUUGCUUGAAUACAGCAACCGCCAAAAUGACUAAGGGAACUUCGAGCUUUGGCAAGCGCCACACCAAGACCCACGGUCUUUGCAGACGUUGCGGGAGAAUAUAUGGGUCGACGGCCGCGAAGAUGAACGAGAACUAUCAACGACGUCCGCCCGCUACAAGAGAACAAGAGAUUGACAAUCGAUUCACCAGUCGCCGUUCGCUCCACAACCAGAAGAAGGUCUGCGCUUCUUGCGGCUACCCUGCCGCCAAGACCCGCAAGUACAACUGGUCUGAGAAGGCCAAGCGCAGAAAGACCACCGGCACUGGUCGCCUCCGUUACCUCAGCACCGUCUCUCGCAAGUUCAAGAACGGCUUCCAGACCGGUGUCCCCAAGGGCUCCAAGGGUCCCGUCGCUGCUUAA
Messenger RNA from Neurospora hispaniola, 488 nucleotides. RefSeq names its product putative ribosomal protein L37.e.A, cytosolic. Bases 114 to 488 code for a protein of 124 amino acids. Gene Ontology annotation, cellular component: ribosome; cytosolic large ribosomal subunit. Lineage: Eukaryota; Fungi; Ascomycota; Sordariomycetes; Sordariales; Sordariaceae. Gene Ontology annotation, molecular function: RNA binding; structural constituent of ribosome. Gene Ontology annotation, biological process: translation. The transcript is spliced from 5 exons. The record is from RefSeq and is a predicted model, not a curated record.